AUGCUAGGAGUUCUGGUUCGUCAUAGACGGAAGCAAGAUGAAAUAAUCAGAAAGAUACCACAGGUCCUCCGGGAAAGCAGGAUUUUGGACUCGUUACUUGUCGCCAAAAGCCUUAAUCUUUUUUUGGAUGUCUGCGAGGAGUAUCAAACCUCAAUACCAAAGAAGAUAUUCCAGGAUGUUUGUGACUUUGUAUUCCAGCAGGCUGUACCACGUGAUACUUCAGUACAACAAUUAAAGAUGCCCCAGAAGGUUAUGGAAAAGUUCAUCCACCAGGGUUGGAACCAAGGAACCCAAAAGACCACAGCAGAAAGAGACGUCCAAGAAGGAGAAUCAUCUUCAUGUGAUCUGUCACCUUCUGAACAUCAGCAGCUCUGCAAGGAUCAUCGGAACAUACUCAUGGAUGCAUUUGGCCACUUAAUCUGCUGCUGUCCUGCUGAUGCUCUGGACUUCUUGCAGACUCAGAUGAAGGAUGAUACCGAACGGAUUCGUGUGGGAUUUUUAAGGAAUCUAAACAUGAUUGUCAGCAGCGAUGAGCCAUGCGGGACCAGAAAUAAGAAGCGCCCAAUUGUGGAAGCAGUUAAAUGUCUUCUGGAUGACCACCGUGAAGGGGUGAGAAAAGCGAUCCUGUGCUUUAUUAAAGAGCUUCUUCGUUCUCAAAACGUCGAGGGCUGUGCCGUGUGGGAGAUGGUUGCCUAUGUCUUCAAGCAGUUCACUGUGCCCAUUGGCCAACCACACGGGAAAAGCCCUGUCGCCAACCGGAAGGAAAAAGAAAAAGAAGAGCGCGUUCAAGAACUUUGCAUUGAUGUCUUGGAGCACUUGAACACUUCUGCGGAAGGGAUGAGUAAAGCUCUGUGGCCAAAGCUCCUCUUCUUUGUGGUGCCAGCUGUGUACACUCCGACUCUGACCCCGCUCUGCAGAUGUUUGAAGGAGCUGGCCUUCAUUCGGCAGGACGAUUCAACCCUUUUCCUUGGAUCCUGCAAAGGAGUGUGUCUUCCAAGUGCCCAAGGACUGGUGGCAAGGCUUCUGGUCCUGGCCUCCAAUCCUACCCAGAGAGGGAGUUGGGCCUUGCAGCUCUUGCACGCCCUGCAUGGCAACAUCCACACAGCCAUCACCAAGCUGUGGGCAAAACAAGUCCCGUUUCUUUGGGAAUCCUUCCAAAUCUCUUCCCCAACAGAAAGCACCGAGAUCCAGAGAAAGAAAUGGGAGCAAACGCUGCUGCAGUUCCUGAGAAGGACCCUGGAAACCAUCGAUGACAACACUUGGACCCAGAAUCUGAGCAGAGAGUUGGAAAGUCAGAUGGCAAGCUAUGCCCAGCAGUCCGCUGAAAGGAAUUUCCUCUAUAAAUCUCUGGGAGUUUCACUGACAUGUUGUGUAGAUCCAAUCUUUGUUCAACGCCGGAUGCAACACUUGGUCGAAAAUGCUAAUUAUAUGGAAGCGCUGGAGAGAGAGAAAGUCAUCAAGAUCCUUUCUUUUUCUGCCAUGGGACAUUUAGAUCUAACCUUGGCCACAUUGCAUGCAUUUGGAGCAGGGAUGGGUCUGAAAAUUAAAAUAUCCUCUAUCGUCAGCCGCUACAAGGACUACCAGCAAGGCAGACGGGGUCACGUCCACCAAAUGUUGAUGCUCGCAUACGGCAAAGUGGCUCUCCAUGCCCCAAAGGAGCUCCUCCUCCCUAGGGUGGAGGCCGACAUAAUGAAGAGAGUCCUCUACUAUUACCGGAAGAGCUGCCAGGUGCUGGGUGUCAGCAUUGAAAACAAGGAUGCAAAUCUCAAGCUGGCCCUUGUUCAGAGCACCACAGAUAUCUGCCAAGCUAUCCAUGAGACCCACAACUUCCAGAACUUCGAGUUAACUUCCAGGAAGGAACUUCUGGAUAUCUUGCUGGAUUUCAUCAAAGAGGAGCCACUGGAUUCUUUGAAUACCCCACUUCGUUCCAAAGCCAUAACUGCCCUUGCAUUCCUGAGCAAAAUGAAGCCAUGUUUGACCAUGGAGGAAAUUCGCAGUCUCCUUGAUCUUAGCAUCAAAAGUUUGUUUUCCCUUCCUCCCCUGGAGCAGCUGAAAGAGAAAAGGGAGACAGCAAGAGAUGCUGUAGACAUAGAGUUACUGUAUGCUUGUUCCAUGGAUGCCCUUGGAAAACUCAUGAAGAGCAUCGUAGAGGAACACCCAACGUCUGAACUGAUGGACGAAAUGUUCCAGCUCAUCGAUCCCUGGUUUACUCAAACAGAGGGCAGCCGGGAGAAAGCCCUGCAGGCCAGCUUCCAGACCUUGACUGCCUUUCAAGAGAACUUUCACCUCCCUGAUGGAGAAAAUUUCCAACAAUUUGGGUCACUGGUUGCAUUCCUUGCCCCCUACACCUGUGACAAUUCCAUCAGAUGCCGGCAGUGGGCAGCCCAAUGCAUAAUUUGCCUCAUGCACAUACAAGCUCAGUCAAGCUUGACAGCAAAGGAGGAAGAAGAAAUGUCGUCCGCCUGUAACGAGCUCAGGGGCGACGUUCAUGAUGAUCUAUUCAGGGCAUCAUGCAGAAUGGCUAAGGUGGUCAGUGCACAUUUCCCACCAACUCAAGCCCUGGAUUUCAUAGAGGCUAUCCUAGAAGACUUGGUGUCCGGAAACAAAAUGUGUGCUGCUGCUGCUGGCCGCUGGCUGCUGACCAUACUUCAAGACUCCGGAGAUACUAUGGAAGCACAGGUAUCUGAGAUCUUGGACAUAUUCUACAGCCGCUUGCCUACCCUCAAGGAAGAUGAUCUGCGGCAGGUCCUGGUAGAAGCCGUGUCUGCUGUUGCCCAUUAUCAUUUGGACACCGUGUUCAGCAGCCUCUUCCGGCGGCGCCUCCCAAUGGACAGUGAAACAGGCGAGCUCUGGAGGUCUCUAGGCAAAGACCCUCCCCUUGCCGUGCUGAUUCUGCACAAGUUAGCAGCCAGGGUUGCACAGCCUUCGAGUCUGGGAACCCCUUUGUCUUCCGACAGCGACGAGACUGUGGAAUUUGCAGAUGAAGAACCUCUGAAAGCCACUUGUGCCAUCUAUGAAGUCCUGUCCGUGCUGCAGACUGAGGAGGUUAUCCAGGAGCUGUUCCCAGAGUUGUUCUGUGCCCUCCUGUGGCAGGUCAGCAAAACCCUGGAACAGAAGAUGCCUAUUUGCGAGGGCCGCCGGAGGCUGUUUCUGAGAGAACAGCAAUUGUCUGAAGGCAACCCCUGCAGACUUUCUGUGGCAAGUCUGAAGGCUCUUGUGUUGAAGCUUAUCUGUGACUCAUCAGUAGCAGAAAUUGGAGAGGUGAAUACCUGGACUUUACUUGGGGAUGCUAGAACCCAUCAGGACGGUGUUUCUCUAUUGACCAGAUGUCUGUUUCAGAAUAGACUUCUCCACCACAAGAUCAUUCAGAAUGCCCUCCCCUGGAUGAAUUCAGGGUCCGAGAAACUCCGGCUAACAGGAACCGCCUUCUUUACAGAGGCAAUUCGGGAUCCCAUGUUAGGAGAAAGGGAGCGACUGAAAUCUAUCCUUCCCCUCCUGAUAGAGAGAGCGGGGGACCAGCAUCCUGGCAUCCGCCGGAUGGCAAUCAAAGGCCUUGGGAAUGUUCUUCUUGUGGCUCCAGAGAAGGUGAAAGAGCAGAAGAAGACAAUCGUAGCUAUUUUCCUUGGUGCUCUGUAUGAUGGGAUUGUGGUGCUGGAGGGUCUCAGGGCACUUGCCUUGGUCUUUCCUCACCUAAAGAAGCGGGAUGUAGGCUUCCUGUUCAAAGACAUCUCCAUGAAGACCUUCACCUACCUGAGUGAUGAUGAUGUGGACAUUCGGGAGGCUGCUCUCCAUCUCUGUGGCAUCCUGGCAGGUUUGACAAAAUUCGGAUCCAAAACUUUUUUUGCUGAGCAAGUUAGGAAGAGUUUGGUGCCACUUCUGAUUCACCAGUGGGACCCCAGCCCUAAGGUGUCUGAGGCUUGCAGAACUGCAUUUCUGCAGUCGGUGAGGUUUUUGGCAAAAGGGAAGUUGAGGAUGCAUAUUGAAGAACUUUACCGUACCACCAACUUGGGCCUCCCGAAUUUACACAUGCACAUUUGCAAGCAGCUGGUAAAUAUCCAUCCAGAGAUGAGGAGGGAGCUAUUGAAAAAGACAGAGGUGUAUUUCCUAAGCAGGUGGGAAGAGAUCCGAAUAAGAGCCCUUGAGUUGUCAGGAGUCAUUCUGGAGAACAUGCGGCUCACAGAGCUAGAUGAGACAUCUCGCCAGCUUCUGCUGAUCUCUCUUGAGAUGCUUGAGGUGAGCCCCAGCUACAGCGUUCAACAGGCAGCGGCUGACGUGGCAGCCUACAUCAUCAAGAAGUGGGGCGGAGAGGUGCCCAGAACAAGACACCCCCCCACCAGGAGAAGCAGCAGAGCAAAGCCUGCCCCAAUCUGGGUACAGCCUAGCAGAGCCCUAGAAGUUGCUUCGGUCGAAGACCUGUAUGAGUAA
Molecule: messenger RNA, 4425 nt
Organism: Rhineura floridana
Lineage: Eukaryota; Metazoa; Chordata; Lepidosauria; Squamata; Rhineuridae
Product: maestro heat-like repeat-containing protein family member 2B
Exons: 37
Coding region: 1-4425 (1474 amino acids)
Cellular component (GO): cytoplasm
Source: RefSeq, a predicted model, not a curated record